AUACCUCUCAACAGUCGUUCUCAAACCUUCGUAUUGAGUUCGUACCGGCGAAUUGGAUUCCGUGAAUCUCGGGAACCAAAUCCCGAACCACCAAAAGCUCGCAAAAAGAACCACAUCGACUUUCAUUUCGCUUUUUCAGGAAGAGAUAGCAAUCACAAAUUGUUCCAAUUGCGACCUAACUUCAAAAUGUCGAUUCCCAAACUCAAGGUGGGAGUCAUCGGACUUGGUCGGAUGGGAAAACGACAUGCGAUCAAUCUUCUCCACAAAGUGCCUCGAGCAGAGCUAAUCUGUGCAUGCACUCCUCUGGAAGUCGAUAUUGCUUGGGCAAAUGAAAACCUGGUACCUCAUGGUGUUCAAGUCGUCUCUACAUUCGAAGAGAUGGUUGAAGUACCUGGUUUGGAAGCUGUCAUCAUUGCUUCUGCCACGCCGUUUCACGCUGCGCAAACAAGCAUUUGUCUGGAAAGAGGCAUCCAUGUCUUGUGUGAGAAGCCCAUUUGCAAGACGAUAGAGGAGCUGGAGAGGCUGGUCUCACAAGCUCAGAUGUGUCCCAAAGCGACCUUGAUGGUUGCAUUCGUGCGCAGAUUUGACGCGAACUACCAAGACGCGAGAAAGAGGAUUGAACAAGACGCAAUUGGAAGACCACUGAUAAUUCGAUCACAAGGAUGUGAACCUCUCGACAUGAGUCCGUUCUACCAACAGUACCUGGCAGACUCCGGCGGCAUCUUUAUCGACACCAUCAUCCAUGAUAUAGAUCUCUCGUUGUUCUUCUUCGGCGAAGAUUCAAUACCAAAGUCUGUGUCCGCCAUGGGUACUUCCGCUCAUCACCAACAGCUUGAAGCCAUCGGCGACGCGGAUAAUGCUGUUGGAAUUUGCGAGUAUUGGGACGACAAGAUCGCAUUUUUUUACAACUCGCGAACUAGUGCCCAUGGAUAUGACAACGCAACAGAGAUCUUUGGUACAGCCGGCAAGCUGUCGAUCAAUCUUCAACCAAGGAUAAACUCCGUCGAAAUUUGCGACAAAGAUGGGUUUGUCAAGACACCCGUUCAUCCUGGCUGGUAUGAUCGGUAUGCCGAAGCUUUCGUGACUGAGGCCACAGCCUGGGUAGAUGCUGUACUUGACGAAGCACCAAUGCCUCAUCCCUUGGUUUCCACGCUGAAAUCACUCGGUAUUGCGAUGGCUCUUCAGGAGAGUCUGAGGACGGGCCAGAAAGUUUUCUUUGAUCAAAGCGGUGUGCGUGUUUCCGAGAGCCAGUCUCUUUAGUAGAUGAACAGUAGCAGAACACACUUUGUUAAUUUGUCAAAAUCACCUGAG
Aureobasidium pullulans EXF-150 is the source of this 1311-nucleotide messenger RNA. RefSeq names its product NAD-binding Rossmann fold oxidoreductase family protein. The coding region runs from base 187 to 1260 and encodes 357 amino acids. Gene Ontology annotation, molecular function: oxidoreductase activity; nucleotide binding. Gene Ontology annotation, cellular component: cytoplasm. NCBI's taxonomy places the organism in Eukaryota, Fungi, Ascomycota, Dothideomycetes, Dothideales, Saccotheciaceae. The record is from RefSeq and is a predicted model, not a curated record. The transcript is spliced from 2 exons. Gene Ontology annotation, biological process: NADPH regeneration.